Boleophthalmus pectinirostris (great blue-spotted mudskipper) is the source of this 2133-nucleotide messenger RNA. RefSeq names its product TBC1 domain family, member 13 (gene tbc1d13). Bases 128 to 1330 code for a protein of 400 amino acids. The record is from RefSeq and is a predicted model, not a curated record. Gene Ontology annotation, molecular function: GTPase activator activity. The transcript is spliced from 12 exons. NCBI's taxonomy places the organism in Eukaryota, Metazoa, Chordata, Actinopteri, Gobiiformes, Gobiidae. Gene Ontology annotation, biological process: activation of GTPase activity; intracellular protein transport.
UCUGUGUGUCAGUCUGGCGUCAGUGUGCUCUGUGCUCUGUGGUAAAGGAGACGGAAGUGAUAGAGGAGGACUUCCCUCCGGACAAUAAUUCAAUCAUUUUUAACAGAGCACAGCCGCUUUCACAGACAUGUCUACAGCAUAUAAAAACAGAAUACAGGAAUUUAAAGUGGCACUGAGUGAAGAAAACAUCAAUUUGAAGACCUUGCGAGAGUUAUGCUUCAAUGGUAUCCCAUUUGAAGGAGGUAUACGAGCACUUUGUUGGAAAAUUCUCCUCAAUUACUUACCUCUUGAUCAGACGGUAUGGGAAUCUUUCUUAAAAAAGCAAAGGGAGGUGUACUCACAAUUUUUAAAAGAAAUGAUCAUCCAACCCGGUAUUGCUAAAGCAAAUUUGGGCCUUUCUCGAGAGGAUGUGACAUUGGAGGAUCAUCCUCUGAAUCCAAACCCUGAUAGUAGGUGGAAUACCUACUUCAGAGAUAAUGAGAUUCUUCUUCAGAUUGACAAAGAUGUGAGGCGGCUAUAUCCUGACAUGGCAUUUUUCCAGCGGCCGACUGACUACCCAUGCCAGCUUAUUUUAGAUCCUCAAAAUGAUUAUGAGACACUUAGGCGACGAGUGGAACAAACUACCUUGAAAGCACAAACUGUCAAUCGCAACCGCAGUGGAGUCACAAAUGUUAGCUCUCCUGGAAAAGCUUUGAACCUGUAUCCAUCCAAUGAAUAUGAAGUACUGCCCAAUGGAAGUGAAGCACAUUGGGAGGUUGUGGAGCGAAUCCUGUUCAUUUACGCCAAGCUGAACCCAGGCAUAGCUUAUGUACAGGGCAUGAAUGAAAUUGUUGGCCCAAUAUAUUAUACCUUUGCAACAGAUCCCAACAGCCAGUGGAAAGAGCAUGCUGAAGCAGACACUUUCUUCUGUUUUACAAACCUGAUGUCCGAAAACAGAGACAACUUCAUUAAGAGCCUGGAUGAUUCGCAGUGUGGCAUCACUUACAAGAUGGAAAGUGUGUACUCAAUGCUAAAAGAGAAAGAUUUAGAACUCUAUCUGAAAUUGGAGGAGCAGAACAUCAAACCCCAGUAUUUUACAUUCCGCUGGCUGACCCUGUUGUUAUCACAGGAGUUCCUUCUGCCAGAUGUCAUCCGGAUUUGGGACACCCUGUUCUCAGAUCUGGACCGUUUCCAUUUCCUGAUUGUCGUCUGCUGUGCAAUGCUAAUACUCAUCAGACAAAACUUGCUUGCAGGGGACUUUACUGUGAAUAUGAGGUUAUUACAGGAUUAUCCAAUCUCAGAUGUACAAACCAUUUUGGCUAAAGCCAAAGACCUGCGGGAUAACUCCUAACAUCAGUAAAACCCCAAACUACUUUUGUAUUUAGUAGUCUGCUGACUGCCAUAGGAAUAGGACGGAAAGCUGAAGUAUUGUUUUGUGUGCGAUGAGCUGAUGGCCACAAGUUGAAUGUGGUUAUCCUCUUCAAGCCAUUUCUCCCAUGGAGAUUUCUUAUCCUCUAAGAAUGAUGUUUGCUACAUUAAUCUUACACUACCAAUUUCAGUACAUCAACAUGCUGGAAAUGUUCAGUAAUGAAGCCAACAGCGAUGCCACUUGUUUUGUGUAUCAAAUAUUUAUAGUUUAAGCAAUAGUGCAUGUUUGUUUUUAAACUUUUUUUUAAAGGAUUUUUUAAAUGUAACAAGUCAGCCUUAUUUUGUAGUACUCAUGUGAAAUGAGAGACAGUAUUUGUAUUGCCUUGUAUUGCCUUGUUGUGAUAUUACUGAAAUGUCACAACCAGCUUGUAUUUAUUGAGCUUCAAGUCUCAAAUCACAAUGCAUCUCAUUUGCCGAAAUAUUCUACUACUCUGUGACUGAGCAUGUUUACUUUCAUUUACGAACAAUGCCACAUGUUUUAACCAGUUUUUGUUAAGCGUUUUAACAAAUUUAAGACAUCUUGAGGUAUUAUGUUAAUUUCACCCAUGCAUGAAUAGGUUUUUGAAGAAAAGUAAAUGAUCUACAUCAAACAUUUCAUACAUCUGAAUGUAAAUGUGAUUGUCCAAGCGUAUUCCCAACCUUUUUAAUCUUCUGUUUUCUCAAAAACUACAUAUCCCUAUGUUCUCAGUUAUAUAUUUUGAAAAAAGCACCCAAUGUUCCAAUGUC